AUGAUCCUGUCCCGGGGAAAGUGUGGUCUUUCCAAAGGUGUCACUCGCUACCUGGUGGGCAUGGCAGCGUCAGAUCUACUGGUGCUUCUCUUCGAUCUGAUACUGAGGCAGAUUCCGAUUGCAUAUCGGGAUUAUUUCACAUUCCUGCGCGCCAUCCGCAUCUGUAAUCUCCACGCCAUCGUUCUUCACACAGCUACCGAUUGCUCAGUCUGGUUCACUGUCACGUUUACCUUUGAUCGAUUUGUGGCCAUUUGUUGCCAGAAGCUGAAAACUAAAUAUUGUACCGAGAGAACGGCGGCUGUGGUUCUAGGGACAGUGAGUGUUUUGAGCUCUUUAAAGAACAUUACAUGGUAUUUCAUGCUCACCGCUGAAUAUUCACUCGCCUAUGCCCGCUGGUUUUGUAUGCCAAGAGUCCAACUUGUGGAAUCACAGGUUUGGGGAGCGAUCGAACUCCUUCAUUACAUCCUUACCCCUGUGGUCCCAUUUAUAUUGGUUCUGUUACUUAAUGCUUUAACCAUCAGGCACGUUUUAGUGGCCAGCAGAGCCCGCAAGAGACUACGGGACACCAGCAAUCGGGAGAAUCCCAGGGACCCAGAGAUGGAGAGUCGCAGGAAAUCCCUCAUAUUACUGCUUGUCAUUUCAGGCAAUUUCAUCCUGUUAUGGGCUCUGUUUACAGUGUUCUAUCUGUGGAACCGACUGCGGGUUUUGAAUUCUGUGCCUACGUUUCCUCCUAGGUCGAUGCAAGAACUUUGUUUCAUGCUGCAGCUCCUGAGUUGCUGCACAAACACUGCCCUUUACGCUGUGACCCAGACUCCGUUUAGGGAACAACUGAAGGAAGUGAUCAGAUAUCCUUUUACCAUGCUUAGAAAAUGCACCAUGUGA
Molecule: messenger RNA, 882 nt
Organism: Leucoraja erinaceus (little skate)
Lineage: Eukaryota; Metazoa; Chordata; Chondrichthyes; Rajiformes; Rajidae
Product: probable G-protein coupled receptor 139
Exons: 1
Coding region: 1-882 (293 amino acids)
Biological process (GO): G protein-coupled receptor signaling pathway
Cellular component (GO): membrane
Molecular function (GO): G protein-coupled receptor activity
Source: RefSeq, a predicted model, not a curated record